Molecule: messenger RNA, 786 nt
Organism: Mesitornis unicolor (brown roatelo)
Lineage: Eukaryota; Metazoa; Chordata; Aves; Mesitornithiformes; Mesitornithidae
Gene: VPS37C
Product: vacuolar protein sorting 37 homolog C (S. cerevisiae)
Exons: 4
Biological process (GO): protein targeting to vacuole; protein targeting to membrane; ubiquitin-dependent protein catabolic process via the multivesicular body sorting pathway
Cellular component (GO): ESCRT I complex
Source: RefSeq, a predicted model, not a curated record
AUGGACACCCUGAGGAACCGGACAGUGGAGGAGCUCCAGGAGCUGCAGGAAAACGCAGAGGAGAUUGAGCGCCUGGCCCUGGAGUCCCAGGAGGUUCAGGAGCUGCAGCUGGAAAGGGAGAUGGCCCUGGCCUCCAACCGGAGUUUGGCCGAGCAGAACCUGAAGUUCCAGGCGCCGCUGGAGACGGGGCGCGCUGACCUCUCUAACAAAUACGAGGAGCUGCAGAAGCUGGCUGAGCGCUGCAAAGAGCAGAAAGCCAAACUGGAGAAAUUUUCAGCGGUGAUGCACCCUCAGACCUUGCUGGAUCUCCUGCAGGUGGAAAGCCAGAAAAUCGAAGAGGAGUCUGAGAAAAUGGCCGAGAAGUUCCUGGAGGGCGAGGUGCCCCUGGAGACGUUUCUCGAGCAGUUUUCCAUGAUGAGGAAGUUGUCCCACUUGCGCCGGGUCAGAGUUGAGAAGCUGCAGGAGACUCUGAGGAAGUCGGAAGCGUCGCAGGAACCUGGCAGGGACUCUCAGCAGCAGCAGCCUCCUCACGUACCUGCGCCCGCGGAGCCGCCGAAGCUGCAGCCCAUCCCUUCAGGGGCUCCUUCCUUCCCUUUACCCUAUAGCCCGGCCCCGGCCAUGCCGGUCGGCCCCACAGCCCAUGGAGCUCUCCCUCCUGCUCCUUUCUCUGCCUCCCCGGUCACCGUAGGCCACAUCGCUUCCUCUCAGCCAAGCACCCAGCCCGGGUUUCCCUAUAAACCCACUCCGGGUCCCGGAUAUCCACCAGUGCAGGCUGGUGACUCGGCA